UAGGAAUAUACGGUGGUACUUCUCUAAUUUCUGAAACUUCCCAUGGCAUAAUAAUCUCAUAAUUUCCAAAAGAACUAUUGACAACUUUAUGUGGUAUUGUCUACAAAAAUUGUUACACUGAAUAACUAUUUGAUGAAAGGUCUGCCAGAUUAUAAGAUUAUAUGAAGAAUCAGCUGCUACACGCAUUAUUUGGGAAAAUAACCUUAAAUGAACUACAUUCACGAACUAUGAAUACUACAAUGAAAACGUUUCGACAAGUACUCGCAAACGCGAAGAACGUGUUGAUAUUAACUGGUAGUGGAAUUUCUGCGGAAUCUGGUAUUCCAACAUUUAGAGGUGCUGGUGGUUUUUGGAGAAAAUAUCAGGCUCAAAAUCUCGCUACUCCAGAAGCAUUCGCAGCGAACCCCUCUUUGGUUUGGGAAUUUUACGAAUAUCGUAGAAGAGUGGCAAGCGAAGCUAAGCCUAAUAAGGGUCAUGAAACAAUCGCAGCAUUUCAAAAUCGCUAUUUAGAAGAGGGUAAAAAUGUUGUGAUUGUGACACAAAAUAUUGAUGAACUUCAUCAAAGAGCAGGAGCUAAGGAUGUAGUGGAGCUUCAUGGUUCAUUGUAUAAAACACGUUGUACAAUUUGUCACGAAGUUGUUGUAAAUAAAAAUAUUCCCUUAUGUCCCGCUUUAGAGGGGAAAGGGUUACCAGAUCCAAAUAUUAUGACCUCUGAUAUCCCAAGAGAAGAUUUACCUAAAUGUGAGAAAGAAAAUUGUAAAGGUCUAUUAAGACCUCACAUUGUAUGGUUUGGUGAAAAUCUAGAUGAAUAUAUACUGGAGCAAGCUUGUAAGUAUUUUUAUACUGCUGUUGAAAACUGUGACGUUUGCUUGGUUAUUGGUACUUCAUCUGUAGUAUAUCCAGCCGCAAUGUUUGCACCGCAAGUAGCACAACGUGGAAUUCCCGUCGCUGAAUUUAAUUUAGAAACAACUCCUGCUACGAGACAUUUUGAGUCCCUGCACUAUUACUGUGACAGAAGCUUUAGAACCUUAAUUCUCAAAAAUCAAAUGGAUAUUACCUUGUACUAAGCACACUUCGGUAUUAAGUUCGAGUUGAUGUAGAUACUCCAACCAUA
Messenger RNA from Frieseomelitta varia, 1114 nucleotides. Its product is annotated as NAD-dependent protein deacylase-like. Lineage: Eukaryota; Metazoa; Arthropoda; Insecta; Hymenoptera; Apidae. The transcript has 7 exons. The record is from RefSeq and is a predicted model, not a curated record. The coding region runs from base 162 to 1067 and encodes 301 amino acids. Gene Ontology annotation, molecular function: protein-succinyllysine desuccinylase activity; protein-malonyllysine demalonylase activity; NAD+ binding.